UUUUUUUUUUCACAAGAUUUAUAAAUUAAUGAGAUUUGAUUAAUUCAUGGACAGUUACUUUCAAUCAACACUAGCAGCAAACAGUUUGCAGCAAAAUUUAAAUACUCGUGCUAAUAAUAAUAAUAAUGCACAGCCUGCUCGGACAGUGCCUCACUUUCCUCCAACAAAUAAAGAGUUUAGUGCAACUGAAUUACAUACUCCAGAUGGUAUUUAUUCACUGUUACAUGAAACAUUUUACGAAACAAUUGCUCCUCAGUUUGCAAUGGGUACUAGAGUUUCUAUUGCCAGCGCUAAAGAUUACCCCGCUGACUCUUCUGAAGACGAAGGCUUUUUUAGUAAUUCAUUAUUAUCAAUGACACCUAUUAAGAAAUCUGAUGCUCUUCCUAUACCAAAUGCUGCGUCCUCUUCUUCUCGAAGAGCGUUGCGUACCAUGUCAACUUCCUCUAGUAGUAUAGGUGCAAAUGCAAGUGCUGGAUUACAAGUUUUGACUUCACCGCAAAAACUGAUGACAACUUCUACCAGUGGAAAUCAUUUAAGUCCAUAUUUACCUUAUCCUUCACCUUCUUAUCCUUCAACACCUAAUCCUAUAGCUCCUCAACAAAUUGCUACAGGUUCCUAUAUGAUGAGUUCUUCUCAAGAUCUCGGUAUGUCUCAUAGUCCAGGUGACUUUUCACUACCUCCUUCUUUUAAUGCACAGCAACAACAACAACAACAACAUCAUCAUCACAAUAACAGCAGUAUAGGUUCACUUUCUUCAUUAUUUGGAAGAAGCUUGAAUAAUUCAAAUGGAAAGUUAUCCCAAUCUUCUUCUUCAAUUUCUCGUAGCAUGAAUACAAACACGACUAAACCUAAAAACCAUUUGUCCAAAACGAAUUCAACCUUUGUUUUAAGAUUUCUGAUUCAUGAAAACCUUCAAAAAUUAUUAGCCACAAAAGCAUUUGAAGAUGAUUUUUUAUUUUUUAAUAUUGGUUCUAGUUUCAUUUGGGUCGAUUCAAAGAGUAAACCAAAGGAACCUUUGUCUAGAAUUGUAUUUUCGAAAUCAUAUCCAACCUGUCAUGAUAUUAAUGAAACAACACGUUGUGAAGAUCACUUGGAUAUCAUUAUAGGGUUUUCAACAGGUGACAUCAUUUGGUAUGAUCCUCUCAGUUGUAAAUAUGUUCGGCUUAAUAAAGUAGGUUCAUUAGUCUCAUCACCUGUCACGAUGAUCAAAUGGAUUCCAGGCUCUGAACACUUGUUUAUUGCUAUUUUUAAAAAUGGAACAGCAUUAGUUAUGGAUAAAGAUCGUGAUGAUCAAACAUUUAAUGCUCCUGAGCCUUCUUCAUGGUCAGAGACUCAAUUUCAUCCUAUUCGACCUCAUCGAAGUAAUAAAUAUAAUCCUGUUUCAUUUUGGAGAAUCAGUAAACAAGGAUUGACAGACAUUGCAUUUUCACCCGAUGGAGUCUAUAUGGCACUUACAGGGAUGGAUGGUCAAUUACGAAUCAUUGAUUAUAGGAGUGAAAGGUUAAUUGAUGUAUUUUCAAGUUAUUAUGGUAAAUUAAACUGUGUUGAUUGGAGUCCAGAUGGACGUUAUAUAUUAACGGGUGGUGAGGAUGAUCUUGUCACUUUAUGGUCUUUUGUUGAAAAAAGACUUGUAGCUAGAUGCCAAGGUCAUAGGUCAUGGGUUACAGGAGUUGCCUUUGAUAAAUGGAGAUGCGACGAUCAAAAUUAUCGUUUUGGUAGUGUAGGCGAGGAUUGCAAUUUAAUUUUAUGGGAUUUUUCUUAUAGUGCAUUACAAAAGCCUAAACAUCCACGAAUAAUUGCAUCUUCUCCUCCAAAGCAUGUUAACAACUUGGUCAUAUCUGUUACACCUUCACCUUCCCCACAACAAACAGCGCCUGUUGAGCGUAAAAAAUCUCUCAAGAACCAUCGUCUUUUCCGUGGAUUCACAUCAUCUGAUACCAAUUCUUCUACUACAAAUAAUAAUCAAAAUGUUUCAACAAAUAACUCUACACCAAAUGGAUCUUUUAGUAGUCGGUUUAGAAAGAGGUCAUCGAGAUCAAAUAGCUUUUUCAGUCAUGAUUAUUCUGAUGAUGUCAUUAUGGAAGAUCAAAUUAAACAUUAUUUGCCUGUAUAUCAUCCACCUCUUAAAAAGAAUCAAUCUGCUAUUUUACAACCUACAACCAUAAAGGCAAUUCAUGCAGAUCCUUGUUUAUCACUUCAGUUUAGAGAACGUACAUUAGUGACUACAGAUAGAAGAGGUAGAAUUCGUAUUUGGGGCAGGCCCUAAAGGAAAACACACACACACACAAAAAUAGACACUGUAUUUGUAUAAUUAAAAUAAAAGAGAAGUCUUGAUUUUCAUUUAUAUCUUUCUUGUCCCUCUCUUCCCCCUCCCCUUUUAUAUAUAAUAUGAACAUUGUUAAAUAAAUAAAUGUAUGC
Molecule: messenger RNA, 2418 nt
Organism: Cokeromyces recurvatus
Lineage: Eukaryota; Fungi; Mucoromycota; Mucoromycetes; Mucorales; Mucoraceae
Product: WD40-repeat-containing domain protein
Exons: 6
Coding region: 47-2266 (739 amino acids)
Biological process (GO): carbon catabolite repression of transcription
Cellular component (GO): cell division site; nucleus; cell tip
Molecular function (GO): protein binding
Source: RefSeq, a predicted model, not a curated record